AAUAAGUUGUCAAACUAGCCGUUGGUCCCAGCUAUCACUUGUGAACUCUGCACGCCUCCUGAUACUAUAUAUCACUUCGUUCUCCAAUACUCAUUUCCACAACUUCUCCCUCUUUACCAUAUUAAGAGCAUACAAAUUCAAGCUACCUCUCACACUACUUUCAGUGUUCUUGUUCUAAUUUCUCUCACAAUUAUCUCAACUUUCCCUCCUUUUAUAAUUUUUCGUUGGCUUUCUCCAUCUCAGUUUCUUUGAAAGAUGGCUGACCAAAUCCCUUACAGCAUUGCUGAGAAAAUCUUGACUAAGCUGGGCUCCUUGGCUGUCCAGGAAAUUGAACUGGCUCGUGGUGCUAGAAAGGAGCUACCAAACCUUGUGGAGACAUUGACCACCAUCAAAGCUGUGCUUCUCAAUGCCGAGGAGCAGCAGCAGGACGACCCUGGAGUGGAGAAUUGGGUGAGGAGGUUCAAAGAUGUCAUCUAUGAUGCAGAUGAUUUGCUGGAUGACUUUGCAGCCUAUGAAUUGGGGCGAGGAGGAAUCGCAAGACAGGUUAGUCGCUUCUUCUCAUCUUCAAAUCAGGUUGCAUUUCAUUUUAGAAUGGGUCAUAGAAUCAAAGAUAUUAGAGGAAGGCUAGAUGGCAUUGCAAAUGAUAUCUCUAGGUACAAUUUUAUUUCAAGGGCGACAACUAGCAGGCGGGUAGGGAAUACGGGGACACAGACCCACUCUUUUGUGUUGACGUCUGAAAUUAUGGGAAGAGAUGAAGAUAAAAAGAAGAUAAUAAAAUUAUUGUUGCAAUCAAAUAAUGAAGAAAAUCUUUCUAUUGUUGCCAUUGUUGGUAUUGGUGGUUUAGGCAAGACCACCUUAGCCCAAUUGGUAUACAAUGAUCAGGAGGUGCUAAAGCAUUUUGAUCUUAGGUUGUGGGUAUGUGUUUCUGAGGAUUUUGAUGGGAACAUCCUAGUUAGAAACAUCAUAAAAUCUGCAACAGAUGAAAAUGUAGAUACCUUGGGGUUGGAACAAUUGAAAAACAAACUUCAUGGAAAAUUAAAUUCCAAGAAAUACUUGUUAGUAUUGGAUGAUGUUUGGAACGAGGAUUUUGAAAAAUGGGAUCAAUUGAGGAUUUUGUUGAAAGUUGGUGCUAGGGGAAGUAAAGUUCUAGUGACUACUCGAAACUCUAAAGUUGCAUCAACUAUGGGAAUUGAUUCCCCAUACGUUUUGAAAGGCUUAAAUGAAGGUCAAUCUUGGGCUUUGUUUAAAAGUAGAGCAUUUGGAGACAAUGGGCAAAAUGCACGUCCAAACCUCUUACAAAUAGGAGAAGAAAUCACAAAAAUGUGCAAUGGAGUUCCUCUCGUAAUUAAAACUUUAGGAAGAAUAUUGCAUUCUAAAACCGAAGAAAGUCAAUGGGUGUCCAUCCAAAAAAAUAAAAAUCUAAUGUUGCUUCGAGAUGGGGACAACAUAUUAAAGGUACUAAAGUUAAGUUAUGAUAAUUUACCAAGUCAUUUGAAACAAUGUUUUACUUAUUGUGCAUUGUUUCCAAAAGACUAUGAAAUAAAGAAAAAAAUGUUGAUUCAAUUAUGGAUAGCUCAAGGUUACAUUCAACCUUUAGAUGAAAAUGAACAUUUAGAGGAUGCUGGUGAUCACUAUUUCAAGGAGUUAUUAUCACGGUCAAUGUUUCAAGAGGUUAAUAAUAGGUAUAAAAUGCAUGACCUUAUCUAUGAUAUGGCACAAUUAAUAGUAAAGUCUGAGAUCUUUAUUUUAACAAAUGUUCAAACUACUAUCCCGGAAAGAAUUCAUCAUUUAUCAAUUUCGGGAUGGAGUCAGGGAAUGACGGUUUUAAAGGAAAAAUCCUUAAGAACUUUAUUUGCAAGUGAUUAUGAUGAUUCCUGUGCUAAUUCUAUGGUGAAUGGACUUGUUCUAAAUUGCAAGUGUUUACGAGUGUUAGACUUAGGUGCGGGGUCAAAGGCUAUAAAAUUGCCAAAGUCUGUAAUUAAAUUGGGUCAUUUGAGGUAUCUCAGCCUUUCUUGUGGUGAAUUUGAGGUACUUCCUAGUGGUUUUACAAGCUUACAAAAUCUGCAGACGUUGAAACUUUGGAGAUGUGAACAUCUUAAAGAAUUGCCAAGAAAUAUAAGAAAAAUGAUUAACUUGAGGCACCUCGAGAUAGAUGGAUGCAGGAGAUUGAAUUAUAUGCCUUGCAGAUUGGGAGAAUUGACUAUGCUUCAGACCCUGCAUCUUGCAUAUCUGGAUGCGAUGGAAUACAUGUUUGAAAACUCUUCAUCAACAGAGCCAUUCUUCCCAUCUCUUAAAACACUUAAGUUGGAUGAGUUGUGUAAUUUCAAGGGAUGGUGGAGGGAGAUAGCGGGAGAGCAAGCUCCUUCAUUUCCUUCUCUUUCUCAAUUGUUGAUUAGGAAUUGCGGUCAGUUAACAACCGUCCAACUGCCUUCGUGUCCCUCUCUUUCUACAUUAAAGAUCACUAAGUGCGGUCAGUUAACAACCGUCCAACUGCCUUCGUGUCCCUCUCUUUCUGGAUUACAGAUCUAUGCGUGCGGUCAGUUAACAACCGUCCAACUGCCUUCCUGUCCCUCUCUUUCUAGAUUAGAGAUCUAUGGGUGCGGUCAGUUAACAACCGUCCAACUGCCUUCCUGUCCCUCUCUUUCUAUAUUAGAGAUCUAUGAGUGCGGUCAGUUAACAACCGUCCAACUGCCUUCCUGUCCCUCUCUUUCUAUAUUAGAGAUCUAUGAGUGCGGUCAGUUAACAACCGUCCAACUGCCUUCCUGUCCCUUUCUUUCUACAUUAGAGAUCUCUGAGUGCGGUCAGUUAACAACCGUCCAACUGCCUUCCUGUCCCUCUCUUUCUACAUUAAAGAUCGAUGAGUGCGAUCAGUUAACAACCCUCCAACUGCCUUCCUGUCCCUCUCUUUCUACAUUAAGGAUCUCUGACGGUCAGUUACCAACCGUGCCUUCGUGUUCUUCUCUUUCUGAAUUAGAGAUUAUUUCUUGCAAUCAGUUAACAACCCUCAAACUGCCUUCGUGUUCUUCUCUUUCUAAAUUACAGAUCUGGUUUUGCAAUCAGUUAACAACCCUCGAACUGCCUUCGUGUCCCUCCCUUUCUACAUUAGAGAUCGAUGGGUGCGAUCAGUUAACAACCGUCCAACUGAUUUCAUCUCCCCAUCUUUCUAAAUUAGUUAUUAACAAUUGUGGAAGCUUGGAAUCCCUACAACUGCCUGCGUGUCCUUCUCUUUCUGAAUUAAGGAUCCAAUGUUGCUAUCAGUUAACUGUCCAACAACUGCCUUCAUGUCCAGAACUUUCUGAAUUAGAGAUCAUUUGUUGUAAUCAGUUGACAACCGUCCAACUGCUUUCAUCUCCCCAUCUUUCUAAAUUAUUUAUUGGGUAUUGCGAAAACUUGAAAUCCCUGCAACUGCCUUCGUGUCCCUCCCUUUCUACAUUAGAGAUCGAUGAGUGCGAUCAGUUAACAACCGUCCAACUGAUUUCAUCUCCCCAUCUUUCUAAAUUAGUUAUUUACAAUUGUGAAAGCUUGGAAUCCCUACAACUGCCUGCGUGUCCUUCUCUUUCUGAAUUAAGGAUCAAAUGUUGCUAUCAGUUAACUGUCCAACAACUACCUUCAUGUACAGAACUUUCUGAAUUAGAGAUCAUUGGGUGUUAUCAGUUGACAACCGUCCAACUGCUUUCAUCUCCCCAUCUUUCUAAAUUAUUUAUUCGGUAUUGCGAAAACUUGAAAUCCCUGCAACUGCCUUCGUGUCCUUCUCUUUCUGAAUUACAGAUCAUAGAUUGCCAUGAGUUAACAACCGUCCAACUGCUUUCAUCUCCUCGUCUUUCUAAAUUAUAUAUCGAGAGUUGCAUAUGCUUGGAAUCCUUGCUACUGUCUUCUUUACCUUGUCUUGAGGAACUAAUCCUGGGUGGACUCCCUAAGGAGACACUAUGGCGGAUAAUUUUGGUCUCUUCUUCAUUGAAGUCUCUGCAUAUUUCGGGCAGAAAAUCUCUGCCAGAUGAUCGACUACAACACAUCACUUCUCUCAAGUCUCUGUUUCAAGGGAUUCAACAUCUCGGCGCCCUUGAGGAGUUACGAAUUAAUCACUGCAACUUGUCAGAUAAAGAGGAUGAUGAUGGUGGGUUGCAAUUUCAAGGCCUUAGAAGCUUGCGUAAACUAUUUAUUACAGGAAUUCCAAAACUGGUGUCUCUUCCAAAGGGGCUUCAACAUGUUACCACACUGGAAAUUAGGUCUUGCGAUGGACUAAUAAUGUCUCAGUUUCAAGGGAUUCAACAUCUCGGCGCCCUUGAGGAGUUACGAAUUUAUAACUGCAACUUGUCAGAUAAAGAGGAUGAUGAUGGUGGGUUGCAAUUUCAAGGCUUUAGAAGCUUGCGUAAACUAUUUAUUUCAGAAAUUCCAAAACUGGUAUCUCUCCCAACGGGGCUUCAACACGUUACCACACUGGAAACUCUCAGUAUUACCUGUUGUUCUGAUUUCACCACUUUACCAGACUGGAUAAGCAGCCUAACUUCCCUUUCAGAGCUGAAAAUUGAGAGGUGCCCUAGAUUCAAGCUUGAAGAUAGUUCCAAGAUUGCUCAUAUUCCAACAAUUCACAUAGUUCAAAGAUAUAUGUAAGAGUUAUAAUUGUCCACUGUUGAAAGGAAGCUGCCAAAAGAAACAUGUGCAGAUUGGCUUACGAUUGCUCAUGUCCAAACAACUCUUAUUGGCAUCAUGCACUGCUGCAUGAAGGAGUUCCACUCUAUUCGGUUCAAGAGUGUCAUCCACAAUUUUCAGGUUUGCAAUGCCUACAUCUUUUCCCACUUUUGAUGGAUUCAUCUUUCAUGAUUUUUCUAUAAAACCUUUAAGUUUGUUGGACUCUGUUAAACAGAGUCCAAGGAAGAAAAUUACAGUGCUUGAAAUCCAAGGAAGAAUGGUUGAGGGAAAACAAUACUUUCAAUGCUUGAGACCAUAUUGGGGAAGCCUGAUUAUUGGUGGCUGCAAGAAAAUGGGUGGUCUCUAAACUAUUGGGGUGGCCCAAAACCAGUUGCCAAUAAGGGGAUGAGGAGGCUGAGUCAGUGAUGAGGUUCUACCACUGUAUAGUCAACUUCCUUCUUUAAAAUUUUUGAAACUUGAGAAUCCAACUGCAGUGGGAAUAUCCUCAAUUCCUUGUCUUUCUGAAUUAUAUAUAUCAGAAAAUGCCAUCACUUGACAUCUUUGAAUUUGCCUUCAUCUCCCUAACUUUCUCAAUUAGGUAUGUAUCACAGAAUGCCAUAACUUGACAUCAUUGAGUUUGCCUUCAUCUCCUUGUCUUUGUAAAUUAGAUGUCAACUAUGGCACUAACUUUUGACAUCAUUGGCACUACUUUCAUCUCAUUUUUGCUUGUUCCACCUGCCCUAUAAAAUGCUUAGAUUAGUAAAUAUUGAAAUCCAUCAUCUCGUCAAACACAUCAAUUGCUAGUGGACGUUGUUUGCCAAAAUGUCUAGUUAUUUGGUGUCUGUAACGUUUGGAAAAUUUCUUGACACUAUUUUAUUGCGGCUGUAAUUGCUAUCAAGUCAAAGAAAAAUGGUAUGCUGGUGGCAUUGAACACUUCUAUCAAGUAUGGAUAAGGUCAAAGGUGCUAAUAGCCUAAUUUGCAGAGUCUCAUAAUCUAGAAUUCUCCAUACUAAUUUCAAAGAUGUGACAAAAGGCAAAACUGAAGAUUGGUCAAUAUAUUACUGAUUCAUAAACAGCUCUUUAAUUCUAGCACGCCACAUGAUUAGGUUUCAGGUUUGCAAUUCUACAGUUCUAUCAAUUAUAAUCAUUCCUCUCUUUUGCUUUUGAUCAUUUGCUUCUCUUAUUUAAUUUAUUAAAAAUUGUUAUAAUUUGUUUUAGAGGAGAGGGGUCUUAGUAGAACCAUUCUUUCCUGCCAUGAUGAAAAAACUCAAAAGUUGAAACAACUGAAACAAAUGGUGGAGGGGCUAGUUACACUGCCAGAACAACAACGUCCAUUCCUGCCACAAUUUCCUUUCUUUCUAUACUCCCUGAGCUGACACAUGCCAUUGCGUGAAUGUCUUGAUCUUCUUGCGUCACCUUUAAAGUCAAUACAUAUUGAAGGCAUAAAUGGAUCUGACAUCUCUUCUAGAAAAAGGGUAGCAACACCUCAUGUCUCUCAAUUUUUGGUAAGUACAAUAUAUCUUUAUCUACUUGUCCAAGUCUAGAUAUCCCAAGUGUAGAUAUUAGUGAUUGUGAAUUCUAUGUCCUUAUCUUAGGGAAAUUUUGCAAGUCAAAGAAUUUUUGGGAUGAAGAUAGCAUCCAACUUUUAGGAGUUGAGAAUUUGUGCCAAAUAUGUAUUCCCCUUACCCAAGGAGUUCAGCAUGCUCAUUUUAGGACCAUGCUCAUUUUCUGACUUUGGCAUACUAGAUUCAUUUUACAAAUUCAUUCAUCCUUCUGUUCUUGAUUGUUUAUCUCUUCUUAUUCAUUGCUAUCGCAGCUAGGGAAUCUCUUCAUCAGCAAUGCCAUUCUUCCCUUCUUUUAACGGACUCCAAAUUUUUGAGUUGCUGAAAUUGGAAGGAUGGUGGAGAGGUGUAUCACAUAACUUGUCUUCAUUUCCUUGUCUUGAGGGGCUAUACUUUUGUGAUGUCCAUAAAGAGCUAUUGUGGCUGACAAUGUUUGCCUCUUCUUCAUUGAAGAUGCUGGAUAAUCAAAUUUUUCAUUAAGAGGCAAUUUGGUUUUGGGGAGAAGGCAAAACAAGGAGAAUUAGGAAGAAUAGUCUUUCCCAUUCUUGAAAGUUGCACAAACUUAAAAAACGAACAACAUUUAUUCUCCCUAUGCUGACAUCCAUGCCACCGCAUCUAUGUCUGGAGGAUCUAGAUCUGUACAAUACAACAGUAUCUUCUUCAUAUGCCUUCAUCUUAUGCAAGGUUGAUGCUCAGUGUGUUAUUACACCAGAAAAUCUAACAGUCUGGGAUUGUGCUUUGGUAGACAAGGUAGGUACUUCACAUCACAGAGUUUGUUAUUGUUCAUUUUUGAGCUUGAAAUCUCUGCCUCGGAUGCCAAAAGGAAGCAAGUGAAGAUUGGCCUAUUGACUUCUUCAUGUCCCAGGAAUCAUAUCCCCACUAGUCACAGACCACUGAUUCAUAAAAGACCACUGAUGCAUGCUUAUUACUUGGCAACCAAAUUGAUAAAAAGUAUUAUGCCCAAAUUUCUAUUCUUGUACAUUGGUUCUUCAAGGCAAUAGAACAACAACAUAUUGAAGUGCAUGAGUUGGCAAAUCUUCAGCUUAAAUGAUGUUCCUAUGUGUAUGCUGAUGAAUUCAAUCUCUGCUGAGUGUUCCUCUGGAGUUUUCUCUGUCAUUGCGUUAUGGAUGACUCAUGAAUAUUAUCUUAUGAUUUGCAAGCUCCUACGACAUAUGUCAAACUCAUCAAUGGAAAAUAAUUGAGUUGCAAGUCUGAAUCUGGAAGCAUUGAUUAUUUUGACAAGGUGAAUUAUAUGAGUGGAUUAAGUUUAAUCAAAACCCUUGGGAGCAAUUCUUAGUGGAAGAUGGCCUCAUAUUUCAUAACGUUGUCAAGCAUUGUUGAUUUACAAGAAGUCUUUAAACAACUGGUGAAACAAGAGGGUCAUUGGUCAGAGGAACAAUGGGAUCAAAAUUCUCCUUCAUCUCCCAAAUCAGCCUCAAAGAACCGCUGGGAUUAUUUCUAACUUUGUGGAUCUCCUCACAUGCCAUGAAAGUGCAUCUAGUAUCAACAUCUUGUCUACUACAAAUGUAAUAUUUUUCCAGUAAUAAGGUGACACAUUUUUAUGUUCUUGCCAUGGUUUAAUUUCCAAUAUGUAUCAAUUUCAUGUUUUCAAUUUCUGGGUCAAACAUUAAGAAGUAGCCUCUUGCACCAUAUUCCUAAGAAGGAUUUUUUGGAAGACAUCUCUUUUUAAAUGUAAUCUUGUUGUUACAAGCUAUGCAUGACCAAUAUAUCGUUUUAUUACAUGUGC
Molecule: messenger RNA, 7938 nt
Organism: Vitis riparia (riverbank grape)
Lineage: Eukaryota; Viridiplantae; Streptophyta; Magnoliopsida; Vitales; Vitaceae
Product: putative disease resistance protein RGA3
Exons: 7
Coding region: 256-4611 (1451 amino acids)
Biological process (GO): defense response to other organism
Molecular function (GO): ADP binding
Source: RefSeq, a predicted model, not a curated record